UGGAUCUACACCAAGGCUGCUGCCUCAGUCUCCAUUCUACAGCUUAUAACAACUCCAGGAUGGCUGUCCCCUGGAUCUCUUCCACAACACAUCGACUAUCUGUUUGGGGAUGAAACUUCCAGGAUAAGUUCUGCCUUCGAACGGUUUGCAGGAGCCAGAGGAUGUUGCACGUUUUCCCUUGAAAGGUGAAUGUUCAGCAGCGCAAUCCCAGGCCCACAUUGGUGAUAAUGCUUCUACUGACAGUUCUCGGGGCCACUCUCGGGGUAGCUUUUGGUGUGGCUGCUACCUGUGCAUUGGCCUUCCUGUGCCGCCGUUUAAAGAAGCUGAGAAGGCUCUUCAAAAUCCCAGAGAACAAGUGUCUGGAAAGUACAGCAAAGGAGAGAAAUAUCCUGCACACGGCACAGCAGUUUAGAGUGAAGAAGACAAUGGAGCCGGUCCAGCCAAGGAACUGGUUAACAUCACCCAAAAUCUAUGGCCCCAAACCAGUGAUAACCUUACUGGAAUUCAUCAAUUGCACUGACUACACUUUAGAAAGGAUGGAUGAACGUCUAUCAGCUAGAGGAGAGGAGGCCAACAUCUCCAGCUUAAUGGUGGAUUCAUCUGAAGAUCUGUUUGUAAUUUCCAAGAGCGCUCCCACUGAUGCUGUGUCUCUGUCAGACGAUGCGGAGAGUGAGAUAUCUGAGGAUUGGAAGGAAGAUGUGAAGCUGCAUUAUGGAAUUCAUUACAACCGCUACAAGUCAGAACUCUAUCUGACUAUUAUUGAAGCCCAGAACAUAAACAUGGUGGAAAACAUGAACCACCCUGACAGCUACGUGGUAGCUGCCUUGAUCACGAAACUUGGGAAGGCCAAGGCCGAGACCUCCAUCCAAACAAAGACCCUGCACCCAAUUUGGCAGGAUACUCUGACGUUCCCCGUCCUUGAGGAACACGUGCAGGAGGGAACUUUAACCCUGGCCGUCUACAGCUGUGAUAAGUAUUCCAGGCAGGACUGUGUGGGGGAAGCUCAGCUCAAGCUGUCCAGUCUGGCAGUAGGAGAAAGAACAGAUUCCUGGAUCAGUCUGACGGCCCCUGUAAAGGAUUCAUCGCAUGGUGAGAUCUUGCUUUCCAUCAGCUACCUUCCUGCUGCUAACCGCCUGAUUGUUGUCGUGAUGAAGGCACAGCACUUAAAUACAGACAAGCUGAAAGAUCCAUUAGAUGUGUCAAUCAAACUCACUCUCAUGCACCAGUCCUUGAAGCUGAAGAGAAAGCAUACAAGACAUGUUAAGCACAAGAUUAACCCAGUCUGGAAUGAAAUGAUAAUGUUUGAGUGUCCUUAUGAAAUGCUAUGUAAAUCCAGUCUUGAACUGGAGUUGUUGAAUCAGGACUGUACCGGGCAAAACCACCUACUGGGUAAAUGUAGCCUGGGUAUGAAUUACAGUGACUCGGAGUUAAAUCACUGGCAGGAAAUGCUGACCAAGCCUAGGAAACAGAUCGCAAUGUGGCAUAAACUGCACGAAUAAUCACCUUCUCUCUCUAUCACAUUCACUGGCAAACUCCAAGCUUCAGUAGAUUCCUUUUCCUGGCCUCCUACCCCCAAAAUUCAAUGGUGCCAUGGCCACUGUUCAGUGCUCCAAACGCUAUAUAAUCCCAGUCCUUGCACAGUGAUCUAGGUUUAAUCAAAAAAGCUGUUCAGUGACCGCAGCUGGAAGGGGCAUUGGGCCCCUGCAGUUUGGGACAUACUUCUUGUGGUGGCUUCUUUGGUAAAGUGGUUGCCCUGAACACGGCAAAACAAAAUGGGUCUGUUUGUAGCCCAAUUAACCAUCCUACAAGGGACCUCAAGAGGCUGCCAAUCAAAAAUUAAGUUUGUUUAAAUAUACAUACCUGCAUGUGGUGACAGGACAUCAUAAAGUGUCUACCCCAUACCCACUUCAGUGCCAAAGACUAAUGCCUCCCCAUGAGCAUCUCCUCCCUUCAGUUCACUGGUCACUACUCCUGCAGCCCAACAUCUUCUCUCUGUCUCAUCAGCUCCUCUCCCCAUCACCCACCCACCUAAUUAAAAGAACAGAAGAAGCAGAAGUCAGCUUAUUGUCCCCUCGAACCUGCUGUCAUUCAAUAAGUUCAUGUUUCAUUUGAUCAUUGGCCUCAUUUUCUUGUUGAUGCCUGUAACCCUUGACUCUCCUCUAGACCAAAAUUCUAGCUCAAUUUUGAAUAUGUUUAAUGAUUCAAUAAUCACAUCCUCCCAAUUUCCUUCUUUCCCCCCUUCUAAUUGACCCCCCCCGUCUCCCGAUCACUACCUGGAUCUUUUUUUACUCUUCUUCUCCCAGUCACUGCCUCCUACUUCCCUCCCAAUUAAGAUAAGAUCUCUUUAUUAGUCACAUGUACAUCGAAACACACAGUGAAGUGCACCUUUUGCGUAGAGUGUUCUGGGGGCAGCCCUCAAGUGUCACCAGGCUUCCGGCGCCAACAUAUCACGCCCGCAACAUCCUAACCCGCACGUCUUUGGAAUGUGGGAGGAAACCGGAGCGCCCGGAGGAAAUGCACGCAGACACACGGGGAGAACGUACAAACUCCUUACCUCACCGUCCCUUUCAGUCACGCCCCAGUCUCACCCAGGAUACGGCAGGAGACCAUCACCACCAGUGAAGUGGGCCAACAGUGAAUUUCUCCACCACUGAGCUGCUUGUAGAUGCCUAGUAGCUGAGUGCAAAUUACCAGUCAUGUGGAAAUGAAGCUGGAGUUUCACCUGCAUGCUGUGGUGCAGCACUCAGUCCCUCUGCCAUGUCUCAAUUAUAUAAACCAAUUUCUAAUUGUAGAAAUGGAACCUUAAAGUGACGAAGAUGACUUUAUUAAUCCAUUAUUUAAGGUACCUCAUUAUCAUCACCUAACGGAUUUUAAUUAGGUUCAAUCACUUGAAGUGAGAAGCCACGAUGUGCUCCUGACAUCAAACAUCCUCAAUCGUCAUUGUUCCAUAUUCAUGCUCUAACUAGUUCCUUGUGAGAAGAAGCAGGCAAUUCUAAAUGGAAAAUAAUCCCUCAAUGUUUUUGUUACAGCCUCAAAAUUGGAUGUUAUGUUAAAUUUCAACUCUUCCAAAUAAUUGAACUCAAGAGCGCCUUAACCUUUCAUGCUUCAUCUCAUUUGGACAAAGGGCCGUGUCCGCUUACCCUGAAAUUAUAUCCAAUUGCUCACCAUGUUCCUUGGUUUAACAAAUGCAUUGGAUAUCUGCCAUUGAGUUUUCCAGAUAGUAUUCUCUAUAAGGGGGAUAUUUCCUGAUUGAAUGGUGCAUUAUACAGGGGGACCAGUGUGUUACACAAUGGAUCCUAUAUGUUGCAGUGACAAAAGAUUUCCCUGUAUUUUGACUAUUUUAAUCAACAUUCAUGGCAGGUCUUUUGGAUCUUUAACUAUUUGGAUUCCAAUGACCAGCCAAGAGUUCUACUUGAAGACGCGGAAGACCAAAGGCAUUUAUUUGUCCCGAUACAUUUAUCAUUAAAUACCAAUACAUAGAUACAAAAGUAUUUAAAUAAAGACACUGGAAUGUCAGCUGGAAUUUAAAAAUAUAUAUACUAUAUCGACCCCAAUCUAUCUGGAAUAUUGCAGAUAUUGUAGUCUUUAAAGAAUGAUACUAUGGUUUAAAAUGUUAGAUUAUAAAUUUACAUAAACAAGGCUUACUUUCUUGUGCAUUUAGAAAUUUGAAAACUUAUGUAAGUGAGUUAUCAAAAUGAUUAAGGGAUUUGGUAGGGUUGAUACCGAGAAACCUUGCUUUUCUCUGUGAGAACUAUGACAAGGUUGCUUAACCUGAAAUUAGAGCUGGGGUAUUUGGAAAUAAAUGCAAGCAGCAUUUUGAUUUCCACACAAAGGUUAGUGGAGGUCUUAAAAAUUGCUCCCCCAAAGGCUAUGGAUGCUCUGUCAAAUGAAAUUUUCCAUUUUUGUUAAGUAAGGGUAUAAAAGCAGAUAGCUGCAGUUGAGGUGGAGAUUCUAAAAAGUUCCAUUUGUUUAAGCUUCCAUUAAAGAUAUAUUGAUAAUUCCUGGCUUCCUAUACAGGCACUGUGGUGCAAUUGGUGGCUCAGAUUUUGAUCAUUUUUAGUUAAUGUCCAGGUUUCUCAGGACACUGUUUUCCUUCACACUCUGUUCUUUCUUGAUACCAUCUUCCAUUCAUUAUCUGACCUUUUUUUAUUGAAGCAAUUGAAGAUUCUAUAUUUUCAAUAUCUCUUAAUACUCAACUCUCACAAUGCAUUGACUGAAUUACUCCCUCGAUGUCAUAGAGAGAUACAGUAUAGAAAUGGGCCCUUCAGCCCAUCGAGUCUCACUGACUAUCAACCAACUUUUUUUUUACACGCACACUAAUUCCACAAUCAUCCCAAUUUGUUCUACCCACCUUCUCUUCAACUCCCUCCAGUUUCUACCACCUGGAAGAAACCCACACAGUCGCAGCGAGAAUGUGCAAGCUCCACAUAGACAGCACCCAAAGAAAGUACUGAACCUGGAUCCCAACCGGCUGGGCCUCUAUGCUGCUCAUUCUAUGCCCUUCUUUAGUUCAACAUUUUAAACAGAUGGGCAGUGAAAUUAGUCAUGGCUGGUAACUCAGAAUAUUUGAAGGUAAAUCUUCAUGUAAUUUCAAAGCCAGACUGAUUUUUUUAUUUCUGCUGUCUUUUUGGUUGAAAUAAAGACCAUUGCCCUUUGAUGCCAUUCUUGACCUCAAGUUGAACCUGUGUAUUUAUCCCAUUGCUGAAGCUGCAUCCAGGGAUAUUGCUCGUUUUUCAUGCCAAAUUAUUCUUUACCACUCAGCAAUACCCAAGUCUCUUUGAAAUUCAAUUUCACUGAGAAUUUGAAUACUGCUACAUAGGCGUGAAGCUCCCUCAAUCACCUCUCUCAUACUGCUAUCAGGGUACAUUAGUGCGGGUCAAAAAGGAAAAUUUGGUGGGGAAGUUCUGCGGGUGUUUUUUUUCUUGCCCAGGGAUUACUGUGUCCGAUGUAGCCAGAUUUUAUUUCCCUCAGUUCUUUGCUGACUGUGCUCCCUUCAAACCAUAGACAUCCGAACAGUCCAUUGGCUUCUUUUUAAAUUCUAUGAUUGUAUUACUUUUAACAAAGGCAAUAACUUCAUUCGGAGUUAAUAAAAGAUCUCUGCCCAAUCACUUGAAACAUCCACCAAGUUUCAAUGAACUACAGCAUGAAGCACAGAUUUCUUUGUUCAGAUUUAUCAUGUAAUUGCUUCUUAGUCAUGUAAUACUUGUUUGUAAGGCUGCACCUAAGAUAAUGUUUGCCAGUUGGUUUCAAGUACUUUUCAGAAGUCAAGUGACCACUAACAAAGCUGACAUUUAUUGAAGAAAACAAAAAAGAUGUUAGCCCAUGUUCUUUAUGACCUAAAUUAGAUUUUCCCUUGCCAGAAAGGAAAGCAGUUCAGAGACAGAAAAGUAAAAUUGCAACUGAUUACUAUUACUUUUCUUCAACAGGGAAAUUAGCUAACUAUUGCUGAUCAUUGGCAUCCCCUUCCAUCUUGGAAUUAAGCGUCGACCAAUAAUAUUUCCCAUGACUAAAAUUAUUUAAAAAUAUUUUUCCUUUAUUUUAAUGCAUUGCCUACACUAAAUAGUUCUUUAAAAAUUUUAUUAAUUUAAACAAGAAAAUCAAUGACGUAUUUGAAAGAGCUACUAUAAGCCAUAGUACACAAAUCAGGGUGUGAAAUUGUUGUUUGGCAGCGACACAAACCGCAAAACAAUAGUGAACCAACACGGAUUUUGUGUGGCUAUCCAGGGAAGCCACAUGCAAACAUUUUGAUUGCAAUACUGCUCAAGAGUGAACGCUUUUUUUUUACCAGAAACAAACAUGGUAAUUUAACUAAGGAAGAUUUUCGAGUUCCAUUAAGAAGUCAACCAAAUUUAAGGUGCUAAGAACUGGGUGUCAGCACUGUAAACAAAAUGGGUCUAAAUCACUUCAAAAUGCCUUAUUCGCCACUGGUUAGUAUUUUCAUGUUUUUAUGUUCAUAAGUUAGGAACACUGGUGACAGUGUACAUCUAGAUUAGCCAGUGGAAAUACAUGGUUAGAUGAUUCCUGUAUAGGCCGUGUUUGCUUCAAAAUAAAUAAGCAAUUUCAAUCUAUAAAGUAUUUACCUUGAGUCUGCCAGGAAAGUCACAAAGAAUAUUAUUUGGCUUGCUCAUCUUCUACACCCUUCAUGAACAGUUUCUGUAGCUUGCUACUGUAAGUUUUCCUUGGUGUUUUGGUUUUUGGUGACGAUGUUUGGCAGUAUUGAUAUAAUUUGUCUUUUGAAAUAUUAUACGAGAUGUUGAUACUUGUUUGUGCUGACAAUAAAAUGA
Molecule: messenger RNA, 6284 nt
Organism: Pristis pectinata (smalltooth sawfish)
Lineage: Eukaryota; Metazoa; Chordata; Chondrichthyes; Rhinopristiformes; Pristidae
Gene: syt13
Product: synaptotagmin XIII
Exons: 6
Coding region: 228-1499 (423 amino acids)
Biological process (GO): cellular response to calcium ion; regulation of calcium ion-dependent exocytosis; calcium-ion regulated exocytosis
Molecular function (GO): syntaxin binding; calcium ion binding; clathrin binding
Source: RefSeq, a predicted model, not a curated record